Messenger RNA from Macrosteles quadrilineatus (aster leafhopper), 5666 nucleotides. RefSeq names its product dystrophin-like. The record is from RefSeq and is a predicted model, not a curated record. Gene Ontology annotation, molecular function: protein binding. The transcript has 37 exons. Gene Ontology annotation, biological process: synaptic signaling. Gene Ontology annotation, cellular component: plasma membrane. Bases 66 to 5666 code for a protein of 1866 amino acids. Lineage: Eukaryota; Metazoa; Arthropoda; Insecta; Hemiptera; Cicadellidae.
CUUAUCAGUGGCUUAUUACUUACCCGUACUGACCAUCUGCGGUUAUCAUAUGUGUGUCACCAGGGAUGCUGCUGUCUCGCAGAGUGCAUUGGAAGGUGGUGGCGGAAGAGGCCACACCCGUAGAAACCGUCGACAUACAGAUCAUCAAGUCUAAAUAUGAACGGGAGGAUGUCCAAAAGAAAACUUUCGCAAAGUGGAUAAAUUCUCAACUAGUCAAGAGCAACUGUUCCUUAAUUAACGACCUGUUUGUGGACCUGCAAGAUGGGACCAGACUGUUGGCACUCCUGGAAAUCCUUACAGGGAAGCAAUACAAAAGAGAAAAGGGUCGGAUGCGAGUACAUCACUUGAACAACGUAAAUCGAGCACUUCAGGUCUUAGAACAUAAUAAUGUAAAACUUGUAAAUAUUAGCAGUAACGACAUUGUAGAUGGCAACCCAAAACUGAUUCUAGGCCUGGUAUGGAGUAUCAUUCUCCAUUGGCAGGUACAUUACCACCUGAAGGACCUCAUGUCAGAGCUGCAACAAACCAACCUGGAGAAGACAUUGCUGGCGUGGUGCAGACAAAAUACUCAGAACUACUCUGGCGUGGAUGUCAGGAACUUCACCACGUCGUGGUCGGACGGGUUGGCAUUCAACGCACUACUUCAUCAUUUCAGACCGGAUCUAUUUGAUUUUGGAAAUGUCACUCGCAGACAUCCAAAUGCCAGGUUGGAUCACGCAUUCCGCGUCGCUCAAGAGCAAUUUGCAAUCGAGAGACUACUUGAUCCUGAAGAUGUGAACACGUCCGUCCCAGACAAGAAGUCCGUCAUGAUGUACGUCAUGUGUCUGUUCCAGUCUCUGCCUCAUUCCACGCUGGAAGUCUCCAGUCUGGAGUUUCUCCAGUCUGACUCCAGCAGCUCACUGGCCUCUCCAGCAACCACAUUCGAGGGUGCUAUGGGGGAGCUGGAGCCCCGUAGUUCCAGGCCCCACAGUCUGGCUACCAAUGCCUCCGUAGAGCUGGGGGGUUACCAAGUAGCCAUGGAGGAGGUGCUGACUUGGCUGCUGGAGGCGGAGGACAGACUAAGCCACGACCUGGCUCUAGGAAGUACUGACCUUGAAACUAUCAAGGAACACUUCCAUUCACAUGAGGGUUUCCUGCUGGAGCUGUCGGGUCACCAGGAAGGUGUGGGGGCAGUGCUGGAGGAAGGAGCUCGUAUGUUGUCCGAGGGAGGGCUGACUAGAGACGAGGAGGAGGAGGUCAGAGUACAGAUGAGACUGCUCAACUCUCGCUGGGAGGCUCUACGACUCAAGGCAAUGGAGAAACAAGCAAGCAUCCACUCGUUGCUGAUGUCGGCUCAGCAGAAGCAGCUGGAUCGUCUGCGAGAGUGGCUGACUGCGACGGAGGAUCGCAUAUCUCGCAUGUCACAAGUGGGGCCUGACCUGAGCGACCUACAGGCGCAACAGAAGGCACUUGCUGCACUGCGAGACGACCUACAGGCGCAACAGAAGACAGUGGACUCCCUAUGCAACCUGGUCAUUGUUGUAGAUGACACCACUGCUGACAGUUCCUACUCAGCAAUGGAAGACCAGCUGGCAGCGCUGGGGGAGAGGUGGGAACACAUCUGUCAGUGGUCAGAGGAGCGCUGGGGUCUGCUACAACAGCUGAUCACCUCGGCCAGUCAGCUGAUGGACCAGGUCAGCUGGCUACAACAGUGGCUGCUCACCAAGGAGACAACACUCAAACAGAUGGAGGCGGAGCCGGCGACAGAGAUGGGUGCAAUACUCGACCGGAUCAAACAGCUUCAGGUAAUGCGUCAACAAAUGGACGCCCAGCAGAAGCGGCUGACGGGGAUACAAGAUGCAGCCACAGAGCUGAGUCUGCGGAUGCGUCCUCCAGAGGGAGGCCGUGACCUGGAGCAGAUAGAGGCUCUGCAGGACCGCUGGGACGCUCUGGUGCUCAUACUGGAGAUGCAGAGUCAGAGAAUAUCGAGCUCUGGGUUUGAAGUGACUCCUGUGGUUGGUGACAGUUCAACGACUAUCAGCACCAGUCUGGCCUGGGAGGAAACAUCACCUUCUGAAGAUGGCCAAGGUAGUUGGAAGAGGAGGAAGGUGGAGGCUGGUCAGACAGAGCUGGACAGAGGUAUGGAGGUGCUGCGUGACUGGCUGCAGAACACACUGCAACAGCUGCAGAGUCACAGUGACAGUGAGGUGCUGCGGAGAGCCAGGGAGGAGUGGCUGCAGAGGAGAGCCAGUCUGGACAACAUCACCAGGCUCGCACACACACGUAUACAGGAGAUCAUUACUGAGGGAGGCUCUCCAGAAGAAGAAGAAAAACGGUUGUCAGAGUUGACGAAGAGUUAUGAAAACAUGGAUGUAACGCUGCAACACAAAACAGAGGAGGUGGAACAGAGAGGUCUGAUAGAGAGCGAGAUAGCCAGUGCAGUUAUACUGAUAGAAGAGUAUAACCAGUGGCUGUCUGCGACUGAUGCUCAUGACUUUGAUGUCUGUUCGGCCAAAAUUCAAUCUCUCAAGUCCCAGGAAGACAGGCUCACAUCCCUGCAGGAAAAGACAACAAAUUUCUGUUCCCGUUAUCCUGACUCGGAGGAAUCAAAGACUAUCCAGGAGAAGGUUGAAAGUCUAAGCUCAGACAUCAGUGCUGUCUACAACAGGCUGGUGGCUCUAGAGCAAGAGUUGAGUGAGCCGAGCCCACAGGCCAAGUACACGGAAGCCAAGACUAACCUGACCAGGUGGAUGGAUGAUGUGGAGGGGAUACUGUUGUCAGAACAUGUUGUGCUCACCUACCCACAGUCCAUGGAGGAACAACUUGUCAAGUUUCAGGAGUUGGAAAAGAACAUCUCAGCCCAGCAGGAGGGCUAUGACCAGGUGAAGGCUGCAGGUGAGGAGUUGAUGAUGCGAGCUCCAAGUGAGCGACUCAGAGAGGAGUUGCAGGACCUUCACACUCGCUGGGCUGAUAUACCUCGUAUACUGGUGGAGCGCAGGACCAAACUGCAAACUGACAUUGGGAAAAUCCAACAGCUGAAGGAUGAAGUGCAGAAUGUAGAAGCUUGGCUCCAGCAGGCGGAGGAUUUCUUAGCACAUGAGAAAGUAGCUAAUUUGCCUCUCUCGGCCUUGCAGUCUCACCUACAGAGAUCACAGGAUCUCAUAGAAGAAGCUGCAAAACUCGACCCGAGCAUCCAAAACAUCAGAAAGGGCGGUGAAGAGUUGCUAGGAUCUAAUGCAGAGACAACAUUCGCAAAAGAAAUUAACGAAAGUAUCAAAACUUUAGUCAGUAAAUGGGAUUCUGUGAUCAAGAAACAAGCAGUGGAUCGUCGUGAUGGUGUGAAGAAUGUUAUAACAAAGUAUAACCAGGUAUCAAAUGGUUUGAAUGAAUUAGCAGCCUGGCUGUCCACCACUGAACAGAAAGCAAACACCGAUUUAUCUAGCAUCCAGGUACCUUCAGAUCUUUCCAAAAUGAAAGGAAGAUUCCAGUCAUUGAAAGAAAGUGUUGAGAAGAAAACAAAGGAUUUCAACUCUGUCAUGAAACAAGCAAAUGAACUGAUCAGCAACCAUCAAGGAGAAGGAGUUGAAGAGUUAAAGAACAAGGUUAAAGAAAUCGACUCCAAAUGGAUGGAAAUCAAUGAUGUGGUAUCAAAGAAGUACAAGUUCUUGCAGGAUGCCAACCAUCAGUAUGGGGAAUUCAGAGCACUUGUUGCCCAAGAGAUGGAUUGGUUGGACAAACUUGAGAAACGGUUGAAGAAAUCUCCUAAGUCUGCGGCGGAUGCUGAAGAAAUCUCAGAAGAGCUUGAUGACUUGGAGAACUACAUCCGCAACCACCCGGAUUCCAGGUUGUCUCGUCUGCAGGAGCUCGGACGGUCUCUGAUCAGCGAGAAGAUGAUGUCACAGAGCGUGAAGGCUGACGUGGAAGCCAUCACUACCCGGUGGAGUCAGCUGAGCCAGCAGAGCCAAGUAGUCCUCUUAGAAAAUAUAAUCGGAAACUCGAUGGCUAGGGAUCGAACCGUGUUACUUGAGGGCUGUGUGGUCGAAGCACAACAGCUGGAAGGCCAAAUCGUGCUGUUCCAAGAGUGGCUGAACGAUGUCGAAGCACAACUAACAGAACGGAUCGACAACGAUCUCACCGCUCACGAUUUGCCAGACGACGUUCAGAGACUGGUUGAGGAGUUUGAGACGCAAGCUCGUACUCUGCAGCAGAUGGAGGAGCAAGUCCGCAGUUACAGAGCUGCAGGGAAGCACGAGGCUGCGGCCAGACUGCAGGAACAGAUGGUUUUACUACAGGAACGGUUCAAUGAUAUAGCCGAGAAGUUUGAACGUUUUCGAUCACCGAGCAACCUAGAGCCUCGUCUGAACCGAGCCAUGAGAGAGUUGCGGGGGAUCGAGGAAGCCACUUGCCUACUAGAGCUAGCCUCUGAGGAUCCAGAGAGCAUUCAGGGCCAACUGAACCAUUGCAAGCGCUUCUACCAGACGUUGAGUGAGAUCAAGUCUGAAGUAGAGAGUGUGAUCAAGUGCGGCAGGAAGCUAGUGGAGGAGAAGUCUGUUCCUCAACACUACACUGGACGUCUCGACACUCUCAAGGAAUUGUACAACAAGCUGGGUCUACAAGUGACUGAAGCCAUGUCCAGUUUGACCACAGCCCUGGAGCUGUCACGUUCACUACAGACAGACAUCCCUGCCCUGACCAGCUGGGCGGAGGGAGUAGACCUGGAGCUGGACCAGGUGGAAGCUACUCCGGCCAACCACCGGGACAUCCAGGCAGAGAUCAGCUUUGUUAAGGACACUCUGACAGAGUGUGAGAGGUGGAGAGAACGCAAGGACCAGAUCAAGAGCAACUACAGGGCGUUCUCUACCCUGUGUGACCCGGUGUAUCUGGAGGUGUUGAAGGACAGGGACACACUGACAGAGUGUGAGAGGUGGAGAGAACGCAAGGACCAGAUCAAGAGCAACUACAGGGCGUUCUCUACCCUGUGUGACCCAGUGUAUCUGGAGGUGUUGAAGGACAGGGACACACUGACAGAGUGUGAGAGGUGGAGAGAACGCAAGGACCAGAUCAAGAGCAACUACAGGGCGUUCUCUACCCUGUGUGACCCAGUGUAUCUGGAGGUGUUGAAGGACAGGGUCAGUGACUGUGUACGCAAGUGGGAGCGGACCCGGGACAAACUGCUGCAGGCUCAGACCCAACUACAGGGCUUCACAAAGGCCUCUAAAUCUAUAUUGAAGCCCAGUAAACCGACAAAAACUGUGAGAAUAAAAGAGCCCAGUGAGAUUUCUGAAACGUCACCAACUCUCGCAAGUGAAUCUGGAUCUAAUGUUUCUGAUAGUCAAAUCCAGAAAACCGAAGUUCCACAAGUGACAAAAACUGUUACACCAGAUGAAAACAAGGAAAGCUCACCUAAAGGGAAAAUCUUAGAAGGAGAGACACAGGUGAAGUCAAUCUUGAAAAAUGAUACAUCGACCAAGAUUUUUGUGUCAAAAUUAGAAAUGGAAAUUCCCAAUAAUAGCAAGCUUACAGAACCUGGUAGUUUUGUUGUAAGUAGUGAAAACAAACGGAGGAGUGUGUACGAGAAUGUAGACAAUGUUGAAACAUCCCAUGUUAUAAUAGAAGAACCUGAAGACGAGGAGGACUCCUCAGAGUCCAACCAAUGUGGUGGAAGACAACCCUUGCAAAGUGGUUGA